Molecule: messenger RNA, 882 nt
Organism: Miscanthus lutarioriparius
Lineage: Eukaryota; Viridiplantae; Streptophyta; Magnoliopsida; Poales; Poaceae
Source: the annotation of a GenBank genome assembly
AUGGCGCCCCCACAGGCAUCGCUCUCCGCGCCCAACGCCCUCUCCCUGCUCGCGCCCGCUACCGCGACCGCUAGAGUCUCCACCGUGAGGUGGAACAGACUCUCCGUCUCCGUCUCCGUCGCGGCCCGGCCCGUGACCCGGGUGGUGUCUGUCGCUCUCGCGGCCGCGGCGGCGGCGGUGACGGCGCAGAGGAGGCUGGUCGCGGCGGCGGCGGCGACGGAGAUGGCGCCCGCGGCGAGUGGGGAGGAAGGGAGCAAGCCGUUCGUGGAGGAGAUGCGGGCGGUCGCGAUGAAGCUCCACACCAAGGACCAGGCCCGCGAGGGGGAGAAGGAGCCCGAGGCGCCUCCCGUUGCCAAGUGGGAGCCCUCCGUCGAGGGCUACCUCCGAUUCCUCGUCGACAGCAAGCUCGUCUUCCAGACGCUCGAAGACAUCGUCGAACGCGCCGCCGUCCCGUGGUAUGCAGAGUUCCGGAAUACUGGGCUGGAGAGAUCAGAGGCACUCAAAAAGGAUCUGGAAUGGUUCAGGCAACAGGGCCACACAAUUCCAGAACCAUCGGACCCUGGCACCACAUACUCUUCUCUACUGGAAGAGCUGUCUGAGAAGGACCCCCAGGCAUUUAUCUGCCAUUUCUAUAACGUGUACUUUGCUCAUACUGCUGGAGGCCGAAUGAUUGGCAAAAAGGUUUCUGAGAAGAUUCUGAACAAGAAAGAGCUGGAGUUCUACAAGUGGGAGGGCAAUCUCUCCCAGCUGCUGCAGAACGUCCGCAACAAGCUUAACGAAGUUGCUUCAAGCUGGUCUCGGGAGGAGAAGGACCACUGCCUGGAGGAGACGGAGAAGUCGUUCGCCUACUCAGGAGGCCUCCUCCGCCAUAUAUUCACCUGA